Messenger RNA from Punica granatum (pomegranate), 2601 nucleotides. The record is from RefSeq and is a predicted model, not a curated record. NCBI's taxonomy places the organism in Eukaryota, Viridiplantae, Streptophyta, Magnoliopsida, Myrtales, Lythraceae.
UUCCUGACAGUCUUUAUCAAUUAAUUUGUUGUUUAUUAUAAAAUCAAAUCGUGGAAAAAUAAAUCUUUAGAGCCUUGGGGUGCAAGGCCUUUGAACAAAUAAAAGUAUAUAAUAUAUACAAUACAACUUCCCAAUAUAUAAUAUAUACAAUACAACUUCCCACCACCUCCCCCCCACAAAAAAAGAAAGAAAAGAAAGUUAACUUGACCAACCACCCAAAUAAUUCAGCAAGGCGGCAUUAUUGAAUGUCCAAGAAAUUCAGCAUUGAGCACUAUAUAAGAACUCACUUCCAGAAAAGAAACACUCACUUAUGGCAAUGACGUGACAGGGGGCCUCUCUUCCGUUUCUCCAACCCUGAUGGCUCCGGUUUCCAUUAGUUAUCGAAGACCAAAGGUCAUCGUGGAGGCUUGCAAAAUACUAAAAGGUGCUUAUCAGAAAGGACAGCAAUACAAUGUUGUAUGCUUUUCGAUCUUCUGAUGUUCUGGAGUAUAAAAGGUUUGAACAUCUCAAAGCAAAGAUCUAUUUUCUCACAAGAGUGGAAUGGCAUAAAACAGAGGGAGGACGAUGAGGAUGGCCUUGUAUGUUCGCUCGUCGUGCGUAAUGGCACCAUUGCCUUGCCGACAAUUCCUUCAUUAUCUGAGUCCUCUUUCUGCUCCAGUUUUCACGUUUGCAGAUCGCUCCAGCGAAGAGUCGCUCGUUCAACUAACUGGUUCUGUCGAUCCUGCCGACAACCUCCGCUGGAGUAUUCAGUUUAUAAAGCAGUGAAAAUGGAGACGUAUUCUCAAGGGAAAAUGGAGGAAUUGAAGGCAAAGAUCGAUGGGUAUCCCGAGCAAUAAUGUAUAAGAGAUUCCAUGAAUCUAGCACUAUAUGGUGUUCAAUAUUUUCCCUCAUUGAACACUUCGGAUGAGUGGCGUUGGUAAUCUUGGCUGAUAAUAUUAGAUUACCUCAAAAUCAUAUUAGUAUAUUUAAAGUUGUACCCCACCCUAUUAAAUAGGGGUAAAAGAGUAAAUGCCUUAAAAAAUUAGCAUAUUAUAUAUUGAAUUCGAAUAAUAUUAAUUAUUAUUGUUAUAUAUAUAUAUAGUUGUAUCCUCCGGUUAGAAAAAUAAUUUUAUAAAUAGUAGGGUUAAUUUCACUGUACAACACGAUAUUUUGAAAAUUUUCACUACAUAGCACAUAUCGUCAUGAUCUCACCAAAUCGUAUGAUAUUUUGAAAUUUUUCACACCAUAGCAUGAAAUGCAAUAAUUCCAUUGUAAGGCACAAAAUAUCAAAAAAAAAAUUCAUGGCAUAACACUAUAUUAGUUUUCCGUCAAUAACCUAAUGGAGAUUUGUUGUGGCCGUGUAUGACUGGGAUGAACAAGGGUAGGCCAACGACGUCGACCACGUCAGAUCUCCGUUAGGUCAUUGACAGAAAGCUAACGGCGUGCUAUGCUAUGAAAUUGUUUUGAAAUUUUCUAUCAUAUAGCAAAAUUAUUGCAUUUCGUGCUAUACCGUGAAAAAAUUUCAAAAUAUCAUGCGAUUUGGUGAAAUUAUGACGAUACGUGCUAUGUGGUGAAAAUUAUCAGAACUUUUUGAUGAGUCCAACUCAAAACGGAAAAAUUUUGAAGCUCGUGAAGAUCAGGUUUCAUAACUUCAAUAGCGAAUGUUUAAACUGGCUCAAGAGUUUUGUCGACACUGGAUUAUGUGUGUGACAGGAUCAGAGUUAGAAACAGCUCUUUCAGGUAAUCCCUUUAAGUAUUUAUAUCAUGUUACAAUUUUAGAAUAUCUUUCAAUCCUGUUUUGUUUUGACCCGCUGGGUAAGACUUUGGAAUAACUUGGAUAUUUUGACCUUAAAGAGGCACCCUUCAGUGAACCUAAAUAUCAGCAGCUUUUUAUCAAGCAUGGAAGGUAAGUGAAAGUAGUUUAUAGUCACUUGCAGAGGAUUUCAGAACUAACUGUUUGUACUUCUAUUUUUAGUAUAUUUUUCAAAGCAACAAUCAAAGUUACAAGAAAAAAAAAUACUGAUGACUGGAAAGAACUUCAAAUUAUAAGAUUAUGUAGCUGAGGAUUUCUACUUUUAACACAAUGGAAUUCAAGAACUAUCUCUGUGCAAAUUGUUGACCCUUUUUUCCGGUGUAAGAAAAUGAUAUAGAGAGUUUAUAAAAGAGGAUAUUAUGUUAGUAAGAUGAUAGACUGUAAUUUUACAUUCCUUUUGGGUUCUGUGCUAUUUAUUAGCUCUAGCUUUUUGCGGUCAUUAAUGCAAGAUGACGUUAUUACCGGGAACCCCAGCCCUAGAUCUGGGAAAUCUACCUUGAUUUUAGCUUUUGAAGGGAGACUUGUUCUAAAAUUAGGUAUGAACUUGAUAAGAUGAUAUUCUCUAAAUAUCAUUUCAAAGUUUAAUCACAUUUUAUUCCACCAUUGCACUCGAAGUGACAAUUUUUUAUUGAACUUGCUCGAUUUAAUUAACUGAUGACAGGGCAGCAUGCCAUAAGGAAGCAGCAUGCCAUAAGUGGCUUGCACUGGUUUAUUAGGUUCAUUCAAAGCUCAGUUUCCUGUUCAUCCUCAAAAUGGAAUAUUAUUAUCUAUAUUUGUGUAAUAUGAGUUCAAAUUAUUGUCAGUUUUCC